Molecule: messenger RNA, 1863 nt
Organism: Diachasma alloeum
Lineage: Eukaryota; Metazoa; Arthropoda; Insecta; Hymenoptera; Braconidae
Gene: nAChRbeta2
Product: acetylcholine receptor subunit beta-like 2
Exons: 8
Coding region: 152-1801 (549 amino acids)
Biological process (GO): chemical synaptic transmission; monoatomic ion transmembrane transport; signal transduction
Cellular component (GO): neuron projection; postsynaptic membrane; synapse
Molecular function (GO): transmembrane signaling receptor activity; acetylcholine-gated monoatomic cation-selective channel activity
Source: RefSeq, a predicted model, not a curated record
AGUAUGUAGUGACCACCGCAAAAGCUCAUACCAUAAAUUUGCAGUGUGAGAAUUGUUAAAUAAACCACAAAGGCUCAAAUAAUAAAUUCUAAAACGCAAAAACUUUUUAUAACACGUAUUUUUUUGUUUUUAUAAAUAUAUUGAUAUUACGAUGCAGUGUGAACUCAUAAAUUUUAUACUACUUACGAUAUUGUGGCAAACUGCCUCACAGGGAAUAGGACCAGGACCAAAAAUGUUCGAAGCUAAUCCAGACACUAAGAGACUUUACGAUGAUCUACUAUCAAAUUACAAUCGUUUAAUUCGACCAGUCGCUAAUAAUACGCAGCCGUUGAUCGUUUGGCUAGGGUUAAAGUUAUCUCAACUCAUAGAAAUGAAUUUAAAGAAUCAAGUUAUGACAACAAACGUUUGGGUGGAGCAGAAAUGGUUCGAUUACAAACUACAAUGGAAUCCGGACGAAUACGGUGGUGUGAAAAUGCUGUAUGUUCCUUCAGAAAAUAUCUGGCUGCCAGAUAUUGUUUUAUAUAAUAACGCCGAUGGUAAUUACGAAGUAACCCUUAUGACAAAGGCGACAGUGACGUGGGAGGGUGAGGUCUACUGGAAGCCCCCGGCGAUCUACAAGUCAUCAUGCGAGAUAAACGUCGAGUACUUCCCCUUCGACGAGCAGUCCUGCCUCAUGAAGUUCGGAUCCUGGACUUACAAUGGAGCCCAAGUCGAUUUGAGGCAUAUGUUGCAGGCGAGUGGGAACAAUCUGGUGGAGAAGGGAAUUGAUCUCAGUGAUUUUUACAUGUCCGUGGAGUGGGACAUCCUGGAGGUGCCGGCAGCGAGAAAUGAGGAGUAUUACCCUUGCUGCACUGAACCCUAUACCGAUGUCACGUUUAAUAUUACUAUGCGGAGGAAAACACUGUUUUAUACGGUUAAUUUGAUUAUUCCCUGUGUGGGGAUCACUUUUCUGACGGUUCUGGUGUUUUAUCUGCCGAGUGAUUCCGGUGAAAAGGUUUCAUUGUGUUCAUCAAUUCUACUGUCUCUCACAGUGUUCUUCCUCCUACUUGCCGAAAUUAUCCCACCGACAUCACUAGCCAUACCACUACUCGGAAAAUACCUACUCUUCACCAUGAUCCUAGUGACUCUAUCGAUCUGGAUAACAGUUGUCGUGUUGAAUGUGCAUUUUCGAUCACCCUCGACGCAUUUCAUGUCCCACUGGGUUCGUGUCGUGUUUCUCAGUUGGAUGCCACAUUUACUGAUGAUACGCAGGACUCCUUAUUCAACGCCUGAGUACAGUGACAUGUUCUUGGAGACUGGGUAUUCCAAUGAAAUUGCUGAUUACAGUUACGGAGACAGUGUAAGCGAGUACACAUCAGACUUGAAGGAGAAUCCGGACGAGUUUGACAGAGUGACCCUGGCAUACAAGAACAUGGAGGACGACAAUGGCCACCACCACCACGACCGUGUCUCAUCGGAUCACGAGCACGACAACAUUCUCCUGAGGCACGCAUCCCCGGACGUUAUUUCCGCCCUGAAAGGCGUAUGUUUCAUCGCGCAGCACAUCAAAGAUGCUGACAAGGAUAACGAGGUAAUAGAGGAUUGGAAAUUCGCUGCAAUGGUUUUAGACAAAUUUUUCCUCUACCUGUUCACACUGGCCUGUACCGGUGGCACUAUUGGAAUAAUCUUCCAAGCACCAAGUCUCUACGACACUCGACCCUCACUCGACGAACAACGAACACCGGGAAUACCCAUACCUGGUGGACGAGACAUGCGAACAUUCGGUGUCAAUGAUCUCGACAUAAUUUUCCAUGAAACAUGAGAAUAUUUAUCAAUUUUAUAAUUGUUUUCAAUAAUAAUUUACCUCAAUAAAAUCCACGUUGC